UCUCUGUCUCGAAGAACAAAGCUUGGUCGGCUGGCCAUUUCUUCUCUCCCAUCUUCUUAUCAGUUGGCAACCAAUGGCUGCUUUAGUGUUCCUCCUGAUGACUGUGGCCAUGUUUGGUGCUUCAGAUGCUGCUUGGUGUGUUUGUCGAUCUGAUUUGAGCACCACUGCUCUGCAAAAGACACUGGACUAUGCUUGUGGAGCUGGGGCUGAUUGCACUCCAAUCCUACAAAAUGGGGCUUGCUACAACCCUAACACAGUGCUUGCCCAUUGUUCCUAUGCUGCCAAUAGCUAUUACCAGAAGAAGGGUCAGACACAGGAUGCCUGUGACUUUGCUGGCUCUGCUAUGCUUAGCUCAACUGACCCAGGAGGAAAUGGGUGCACAUACCCUGCCACUACAAGUGCUGCAGGCUCUUCAACCACUCCAACAAGCACAAGCACCACUCCAAGCUCCACAACUCCCAGCACCUUCACUCCAACCACAGGCACUACAGGCACUGGAGGAGUGCUGGGUGGCCUAGGCCCCACAGGAACAACUAGCAUUGAUGGGAGUGAUGGUGGCCUGAUUCCAAACAAAGGGAUGCCUUCUCUCCUCCUAACCUUUUUGCUCUCUCCCUUGGUUUUAUUGAGGCUUUGAUAUGAAGAUAUUGGGAAAGUUGGAAUGCAAAUUGACGGGUGGAUCAGGUUGUGCAACAAGCAUGUGAUAUUACUACUGAUGAAUGGUUGGUGGAUGCAUCUAGAGACAUUAGCACACUAGUUUUGUUGUCUAGUGGCAACAUAGGAGGUUUUUUAUUCCUUUUGGGUGGAUGGUGCUAUGGGUUGGUAGGAUGGAUGUGUUACUCUCUUGUUCUUCAUGGACCAGUCUCUCUCUCUCUCUCUCAAAUCUAGGGAGGCAGCAAUUUAUUGAUUAAAUGAGGUUUUGGGUGCCCUCCCUAGUUAGGUUAAUGUGCAACUAGCUUUGAUGCCAAUGAAUAGUAUGAUCUGUUACAAUUUCUCUUUCUAUGA
This is a messenger RNA of Musa acuminata subsp. malaccensis (wild Malaysian banana), 1002 nucleotides long. Its product is annotated as PLASMODESMATA CALLOSE-BINDING PROTEIN 3. Lineage: Eukaryota; Viridiplantae; Streptophyta; Magnoliopsida; Zingiberales; Musaceae. The record is from RefSeq and is a predicted model, not a curated record.